This is a messenger RNA of Peromyscus eremicus (cactus mouse), 3386 nucleotides long. Its product is annotated as POTE ankyrin domain family member A-like. Lineage: Eukaryota; Metazoa; Chordata; Mammalia; Rodentia; Cricetidae. The transcript is spliced from 26 exons. Gene Ontology annotation, molecular function: protein binding. The record is from RefSeq and is a predicted model, not a curated record. Bases 158 to 2323 code for a protein of 721 amino acids.
UUCUAUAACUGCAUGCUUCGGUUUGACUGGUCAAACCAUAGCCUCGCACUUGUGAGAGUCGCAGAGUUAGGCUCUGGUUGUUAGACGGUCAGUGGUUAAAAGUUCAUCAUUUCCUAAAAUUACUUAGUGUUGAGUUGAUAGAAAGGUGGUGACAGCUAUGUUGUCCACCCCGAGGAAGCUCUUCUGCUUUAAGAAGGAGCCGAAAACCCCCUUGGGGUUUUGUGACGGCCCAAGCAGGGCAACGGGAUACUUGUCCUGCUUUCACUGUGGAACUGAAGACAGGUACCGCCAGCCUUAUGACCCUGAAAACGAAUUUCAUGAGGCAGUAUGCAUGGGAAAGCGCAAAGUGGUGGUGCGUCUCCUCAGGAAGAACCAAUUUCAUGUGAAUGAUGAGGAUGAAGGGAAACGAACUGCGCUCCACUUUGCGUGCUUCUAUGGGCAUAUCCAUCUGGUUCGUUUUCUGAUAUUUAAGGACUGUGAGAUAAAUGCCCUUGAUAAUCAAAUGUCCACACCACUAAUGAAGGCUGUACAAAGCUGGGAGACAGAGAUCGUGUCUGUCCUACUUGAUCAUGGAGCAGAUCCCAAUAUCAAAGACUACAACGGAGAAGCAGCGAUCCACCAUGCAGUGUAUGUAGACAGGCCAGAUAUUGCCAGCAGUCUUCUUGAAUUUGGGGGAAACAUUGAAGAUACUACAAAGGAUGGGUUGACCCCUCUGCUGCUAGCACUCCGAGAAAGGAAACCCCGCAUGGCAGCAUACCUAAUCACACACGGUGCGAAUCUUCACGUAUCUGAUCAAUAUCUAAGAACAACACUCAUGUAUGCUGUUAGAUGGGAUUGUGACAUUAUGGUUGAAAUUUUACUGAAGAAAGGUGUUGAUCACCAGUUAAAGGACACAUUUGGAUGGAGUGCUCUUUAUUAUGCCAUUAUGGGGAAACGCAAAACAAAAAUGGUGAUUAUUCAGCACGACUUACUUCUCUGGAGACAACAAAAUACCUUCACACGAAAUCAGCCUGAAGAUGACUUUUCAUCAGGACAUCACUUUGAAUCUGAGUCACUGAUUUCCGUGUGUACAGGAAUGGAGGACACAGCUAAUUUGAAAACUCAGCAAGAUAUUCCUGAGAAUAGUCUGAAAAGUGGUGCGGAUGACUUACCGAUAGCUUCCAAACAAUAUGAAAAUGUAGAAGAACAAGAAGAAGAACUAGAAUUAGAAACAAUACUGGAUUUAGAACUGGAAAAUGCAAAUGUUUGUCAUAAGAAUGAAGACUAUCAAAAAUUGAAAGCUGCCCAGUCAUCCAACGUAGGAAAUGGUCCAGAAGAAAAUGAAAUAAUUCAAGUUUGGGCUGAAAAAUGUCCGCAUCCAGAGCUGAGGGAUUUUUGUCAUCUAGUCUCCAGAUCCAAGCCUGAAACACAGCAAUCUCAAACAGUUUGGGCUGAAAAAUGUCCACACCCAGAGCAGAGGGAUUAUUCUCAUCAAAUUUCCAAACCCAAGUCUGAAACACAGCAAUCGCAAGCAGUGUGGGCUGAAAAAUGUCCUCACCCAGAGCUGAGGGAUUAUUCACGUCCAAUCUCCAAACCUGAGUCUCUACCACACCAAUCUCAACCAGAUAUAAUAUUUUCAGAAGAACUAGAAGAAGAAAUAACAGAAUUUAAAGUGGAAAAUGAGAGAAGUUUUGAUAAGAGUGCAGAAAAUCAAGAAUUUAGUGUGUCUGACCCUAAUGGACCACAGAAAUCUUCCACAAAAGCUCCCAACUCAUCCAAUAUGGACAAUGAUGCAGAAAAGAAUGUAAUAAUGCAUCAGGAGAGAACAUCUGUCAUGGAAGACCAAGAACAUGCCUCAGAAGAGCAGAGGCAACACAGUGCUAGAAAAACUAAGCGGCCAUUUAGUGUGUCUGACCCUAAUGGACCACAGAAAUCUUCCACAAAAGCUCCCAACUCAUCCAAUAUGGACAAUGAUGCAGAAAAGAAUGUAAUAAUGCAUCAGGAGAGAACAUCUGUCAUGGAAGACCAAGAACAUGCCUCAGAAGAGCAGAGGCAGCACAGUGCUAGAAAAACUAAGCGGCCAUUUAGUGUGUCUGACCCCAAUGGACCACAGAAAUCUUCUACAAAAGCUCCUGACUCAUCCAAUAUAGACAAUGAUGCAGAAAAAAUUGUAGUGAUGCAUCAGGAGAGAACAUCCAUCAAGGAAGACCAAGAGCAUACCUCAGAAGAGCAGAGGCCGCACAGUGCUAGAAAAACUAAGCGGCCAUUUAUUGAUGCUAUAAGAGCAUGCUUUUGUGCAUGUUUCCCCAAAAAACGGAUCUCUUCUUCCCACUACAAGAAAUAGAAGAGAAAACAUAAAAAAGUGAUGAACUUGGACAAGCCUACUACAAUUGCCUGACAACUUCUCCGACCAUCCACAAUAAGACAACUCAGGAGAAAAUCUGUCUCUUCUCCAAUAAUUGCUCUAAGAAAAAGCACAUUUUUAUUUUAUGUUUUAGAAUAAUAUAGUAUUAUAUUACAUAUUCUUCAGUGUUGUUUUCACCUGUUUAUUUUGUUUUAUUAUGUUAUAGUAUAUUACACUAUUAUAUUAUCUUCAGUUUUUAUUUCCAUAUGUUUAUCUUGUUUUAUUAGAUUAUGUUAUAUUAUGUUAGUAUAUUAUGCUUUCUUCAGUGUUUAUUUUACAUUUACCUUCCUUCCCUUGAUGUAAAUAGUUCAUGUAUAUGUGUACAUAUGUAUAUAUGUAUAUAUGUAUAUAUGUUUAUGUGCUUUGUAAUAUAUUUUUAGAAGAUACCAUUUUUGAAUGUACAAAGUUAUUGAAUAAUUAAUUAAUAAUAAUUAAAUAAUAAUAAUUUAAUUACCCAUUCAAAGUUGUUUGAGUCCAUUUAAUUGCUAUAUUUCCCUUUAGCUCUUCUAGUUACUAAUGCAGCUAUACAGUAUUUGAUGAUGGUCAUUGAUGGUUCAUCCAUAACUUCUUUAUGUAAAUGAGCACUGUUUUAGUUUUUUUAGUUUAUCCAUUGUUUAUUCUUUUAACCAUGAUUGGAUUUCUUCUUGGUAUCUUUCAAUUAUAAUGAGCAAUGCAGAGGUGUGUUUUCUCAGAAGUACAUUAGUAUCUGAGACCUGACAUGAAAUUCUUUGGGGGAUAAAUAUAGAUGUGAAGUAAAUAUAAAUGUGUAUGAAAAAAAUCAUAUGGUAAUUCCCCAUUUAGGUUUGUGAGGAGGCGCCAUACUGUAUCCCCCAGCUCCUACAUCACUCUCCAUACCUAUCAGCAAUGCACAAAGGUUACAAUUUCUCACACCCUUUCUGGCACUUCUUCCUUUUAUGUAUAGUAGCUAUCCUGAUUGCUUUUGCAAUGUCUUUUUUACUGCUAUUCCAGUGAUUCUGGGUAAAAUAAAACCUACUGAAGCCUU